Messenger RNA from Sciurus carolinensis (gray squirrel), 2475 nucleotides. RefSeq names its product kinesin light chain 1 (gene Klc1). Gene Ontology annotation, molecular function: kinesin binding. Gene Ontology annotation, cellular component: cytoplasm; membrane-bounded organelle; kinesin complex. The coding region runs from base 200 to 1882 and encodes 560 amino acids. The transcript is spliced from 15 exons. Gene Ontology annotation, biological process: axo-dendritic transport. Lineage: Eukaryota; Metazoa; Chordata; Mammalia; Rodentia; Sciuridae. The record is from RefSeq and is a predicted model, not a curated record.
CGGCAUUGUGGGCGGGCGGCGCCGGGACGCCAUUUUCGGCGGCGGAGCGGGCGCGGCGAGGCUGCGGGAGCGCGGGCGGGCGGCCGGGGAUGCUGCGGGGUGGCCGCGGAGGCGCCCCUCGCUGGUGACCGCGGCUCCGCGCCUCGGGCGGCCGCUCCCAGCCCACAGCGCGAGCGAGCGCGGCCCUCCGGACGGACGAAUGUAUGACAACAUGUCCACAAUGGUGUACAUAAAGGAAGACAAGUUGGAGAAGCUUACCCAGGAUGAGAUCAUCUCCAAGACCAAGCAAGUAAUUCAGGGGCUGGAGGCUUUGAAGAAUGAGCACAACUCCAUUUUGCAGAGUUUGCUGGAGACACUGAAGUGUCUGAAGAAAGAUGAUGAGAGCAAUCUGGUGGAGGAGAAAUCCAAUAUGAUACGGAAGUCACUAGAGAUGCUGGAGCUUGGCCUGAGUGAGGCGCAGGUUAUGAUGGCCUUGUCAAAUCACCUGAAUGCUGUUGAGUCAGAGAAACAGAAACUGCGUGCACAAGUUCGUCGUCUGUGCCAGGAGAAUCAGUGGCUGCGGGACGAGCUGGCCAACACACAGCAGAAGUUACAGAAGAGCGAGCAGUCUGUGGCUCAGCUGGAGGAAGAAAAGAAACACCUGGAAUUUAUGAACCAGCUCAAGAAGUAUGACGAUGACAUUUCCCCCUCGGAGGACAAAGACACCGAUUCUGCCAAAGAACCCCUGGAUGAUCUCUUCCCAAAUGAUGAGGAUGAGCCAGUCCAAGGAAUCCAGCAGCAGCAUAGCAGUGCCGCCGCCGCCGCCCAGCAGGGUGGCUACGAGAUCCCAGCACGGCUGCGCACACUCCACAACCUGGUGAUCCAGUAUGCCUCGCAGGGGCGCUAUGAGGUGGCGGUGCCGCUCUGCAAGCAGGCCCUGGAGGAUCUGGAGAAGACUUCAGGCCACGACCAUCCUGAUGUGGCCACCAUGCUCAACAUCCUGGCCCUGGUGUACAGGGAUCAGAACAAAUACAAAGAUGCAGCCAAUCUGCUGAAUGAUGCUUUGGCCAUCCGUGAGAAGACACUGGGCAAGGAUCACCCCGCGGUGGCUGCGACCCUGAACAACCUUGCUGUGCUGUACGGUAAACGAGGGAAGUACAAAGAGGCUGAGCCAUUGUGUAAGAGGGCCCUGGAGAUCAGAGAAAAGGUUCUGGGAAAGGAUCACCCUGAUGUUGCCAAGCAGUUAAAUAACCUGGCCUUACUAUGCCAGAACCAGGGCAAGUAUGAAGAAGUAGAAUAUUAUUACCAGAGAGCCCUGGAGAUCUACCAGACAAAACUGGGACCUGAUGACCCAAAUGUGGCCAAGACAAAAAACAACCUGGCAUCCUGCUACCUGAAACAAGGAAAAUUCAAGCAAGCAGAAACAUUGUACAAAGAGAUUCUCACUCGUGCACAUGAACGGGAAUUUGGUUCUGUGGAUGAUGAAAACAAGCCCAUCUGGAUGCACGCUGAGGAGAGGGAGGAGUGCAAAGGAAAGCAGAAGGACGGGGCGUCUUUUGGAGAGUAUGGAGGCUGGUACAAAGCCUGCAAAGUUGACAGCCCAACUGUUACAACUACUUUGAAAAACCUUGGAGCACUUUACCGACGUCAAGGGAAAUUUGAAGCUGCAGAGACGUUAGAAGAAGCCGCCAUGAGGUCUCGUAAGCAGGGUCUUGACACUGUUCACAAACAGAGAGUGGCUGAAGUGCUAAACGACCCUGAGAACAUGGAGAAGCGGAGGAGCCGGGAGAGUCUCAACGUGGACGUGGUCAAGUACGAGAGUGGCCCUGAUGGAGGGGAGGAAGUGAGUAUGAGCGUAGAGUGGAACGGGAUGAGAAAGAUGAAGCUCGGGCUGGUUAAGUGACUUGCUCAGCGUGAGCCCCAUGGCCUAGCCGCCCCUGCGCCUCUCACUCUGCUCCUGCAUGACGGGCGGCGCCCCUCUCCGGCUUCCCUCUCUCUUCAGUGCUGCCCGCUGUGUCUAGCAGCCCCUAGGAGCUUGUCAGAGCUGCACCUCUGUGACUGGCCCUUCCUCUCGGUGCUGCUGUCCUCUUGGGGGCUCCUGAUUUCUGUAUACAUGUAGCUUUGCCAGAUAUGUACUUAGUAAUAAGAACUGUAUUAAUAAAAUCCAUUUACUGUGUAAUACACAAGUUCAAAAAUUAAGAGCGAUUAGCUGUUCACUCUGAUACCAGGUAGUUAGAAGUGUCGCACAGGAGUUACCAUGGUGGCAUGACGGUGACCUGUGGACAGUCGCUGAGCUGUAGGAGUAGGGCAUGUGCUGCACGUUCCUUUGUGCUAGAGGCCUGGUGGGGCCCUGCAGGGCCUCCAGGACACGCUGCAGUAGUUUGCUGUGUAGUCUGUGUGAAGUUUGGCGAUUCUGCUCUCCUCUACUAAUCCUCAAGUGCUCGGUGAUAUGUGUAUUUGUGUCUUUCUAACUUCUAAUAAACUCACUCCAGCUGA